AUGGGACGCCUUCACAAUUCUCCUUUUAGCGCCUGGGCUAAAGAUUUAUCCAUGUCGGAAGCUGAUAUAUGGGACAUUAUUGCCCAGUUUUGCAGGAUCGAGUCUGCUAUGAACGUUUUCUCAAACCAUGUCUCGUUAACACUAGGGCUGCAUUUCCGAAGGAUUUCGUCUCCAACGCGACAGCCUGGUCAGUUCAGCCACAAGCCCAUCACUAGUGUAGCAGACGGCUAUAAAGCAAGAAAUCAGUUUAUGAAUGACGUUACGGCUCGCUACUCGGAGCUCCAGAAAUAUCAGGGCAAUGAGGCCUUUUGGUCCCAGCGGCACAUGCAGCGGGAGAUUCGCGCUCUACGCAAAUGGGGCUCAAGAAUUAUGCUCGAAAUCGAGGCAUUCUGGGCCAGCCCGGAGGCACCACGAGUCGGGACAUGGAGUUCCUACAGUAGCAGAAUGGACUGGCUACUUAUUAGCAGCGGGAGAACGUUGGUGGACCUCAUACCUCAUGGUGUCAAUUCCUUCGCCAAAGUCAGCCAAAACCCGUACAUCCAGAAUGAGGUUACCAGAGGAGUAUCUCUUGCUGCGAAAAUGCACUUGGAGCACGCUGCAACGGGAAUGCCACCGUCGGAGUUUAGCCUGGAAACGGGUAUUAUUGCCGUCAUGUAUUGGGCUUGGGUAUUCAGUACUCGACCCGAGACGAAGGCAACAGCCGUGCAGAUACUGCAAGACUUGGAUAAACGGGAAGGCCCGUGGGAUGCCAGCCAAAUCUUAUCAUCACUACCCAGCGUGGUCAAUCCUCGUCUACUUAUCAGUUAG
Metarhizium acridum CQMa 102 is the source of this 807-nucleotide messenger RNA. RefSeq lists its product as uncharacterized. The record is from RefSeq and is a predicted model, not a curated record. Lineage: Eukaryota; Fungi; Ascomycota; Sordariomycetes; Hypocreales; Clavicipitaceae.